AUGUAUCAUUAUACCAGUCCACCUCCCGGGUGGUCUUUCGACUACAUGACCUCUCCUCCGACUUCUCCCCAUUACGCCUACUACGCCACCCAGUUCGCCAGUCCCUACGGUUCUCCUCGCGGCCCGUCGAAGCGCCACAAUCGCAAAGCCAGCUACGCCGGUCCCAAAGAUACGGGAGGGUGGCAUCCGGGAUAUGGUCCUACAAGUUUCUACGAGGCGAUGCCCGAAUAUGGCACCCCGCCACGCAAGCACGAUCCUGUAAGUGCUUCUUUUGGUGGCUAUCAUCGUCGUCGUAGCACCAUGUCCGGUGCCCCGGCAGAUCCCUGGGAUAACGCUGGUCCUUUCCCGUCCCCGUCGCCCUCGUCGCGAAGGAAAUCCGUCUACGUGGAUGUGGUUGACGAUGUAUUCGAGGAUGCGCCGCGAUACGUUUUCCGCGAGGAUCCAGCCAGCAAACCUCGACGUUAUCCGUCUACGACUCAGCGCAAGCCAAAGCCACCCACUGAUCAAUAUUUCUACUAUAACCAGGUCCCUCCUUCUUACGAUGACGCCGACUCGCCCAAGCGGUCUCGUGCGCGCCGUCAGUCUACGUCUACGCGGACCCCGUCCAAACCCAAGCCUACCCCGCCGUCCAGCAAACCGACCCCCAAGGCAACUGAAGAGGACGCCGUUCGAGCGGGCAUCCCUCCGGGUUAUUCGAUCAAGAACUGGGACCCCACCGAAAUGCCGAUUGUUCUCCUGGGAAGCGUCUUCGAUGCGAGCUCGCUGGGCAAGUGGAUCUACGACUGGACGGUUUUCCACCACGGCGCUUCGACUCCGAUGGCGGACGUGGCGGGUGAUUUGUGGUUGCUGCUGAUCAAGCUGGCGGGCAAGGUGAAGCGCGCCGAUGAGUGUCUGGAUCGCAUCCGCAGUCCGGAAGCGCAGGAAGUCGUUGAGGACUUUCUGGAGAGUGGUGAGCGACUGUGGAGCCGCUUUAAGAAGUUGCUUAGAACUUGCGAACAGUUUAUGUGGAAAGCCGCGAAACGUGAAGGCGGCAAGUCCGUGUCGAUGGGCCGCAAUGCCGGAUGUGAAUUUGUCGAAUCGAUUUUCGGACGCGACCGCGAAUUGGAGAACACGGAGAAGUUGAUGAACAGCAUCCGGUUAUGGAACAUGCGCUUUGACGCCAACUGCGAGGAUAUACUCCGACGACCGACUGCGAUAUAG
This is a messenger RNA of Aspergillus steynii IBT 23096, 1200 nucleotides long. RefSeq lists its product as uncharacterized. The record is from RefSeq and is a predicted model, not a curated record. The transcript has a single exon. Bases 1 to 1200 code for a protein of 399 amino acids. NCBI's taxonomy places the organism in Eukaryota, Fungi, Ascomycota, Eurotiomycetes, Eurotiales, Aspergillaceae.